AGUCAGACCGCCACAGAUCAUGGCCAGUAGGAAGGCUGGGACCCGAGGCAAGGCUGCAGCCACCAAGCAGGCACAACGUGGCUCUUCUAAUGUCUUCUCAAUGUUCGAACAAGCCCAGAUUCAGGAAUUCAAGGAAGCCUUCAGCUGCAUUGACCAGAACAGGGAUGGGAUCAUCUGCAAAUCAGACCUGAAGGAGACCUAUUCCCAGCUCGGGAGGGUAAGUGUUCCGGAGGAAGAGCUGGACGCCAUGCUGCAGGAAGGGAAGGGUCCCAUCAACUUCACCGUCUUCCUCACACUCUUCGGGGAGAAGCUCAAUGGGACGGACCCCGAGGAAGCCAUCCUGAGUGCCUUCCGCAUGUUCGACCCCAGCGGCCAGGGGGUGGUGAACAAGGAAGAGUUCAAGCAGCUUCUCAUGACCCAGGCAGACAAGUUCUCUCCUGCUGAGGUAGAGCAACUGUUUGCGCUGACACCCAUGGACCUGGCCGGCAACAUUGACUACAAGUCUCUCUGCUACAUCAUCACCCACGGGGAUGAGAAAGAGGAGUAGACAGGCUGAGGUCACCUCAAUAAACUCUGUGCCUGAACUAGAA
Molecule: messenger RNA, 590 nt
Organism: Mus musculus (house mouse)
Lineage: Eukaryota; Metazoa; Chordata; Mammalia; Rodentia; Muridae
Gene: Myl7
Product: myosin, light polypeptide 7, regulatory
Exons: 7
Coding region: 20-547 (175 amino acids)
Cellular component (GO): A band
Molecular function (GO): calcium ion binding
Source: RefSeq, marked validated